Messenger RNA from Cydia strobilella, 4856 nucleotides. It is a transcript of the gene Rab14, whose product is annotated as ras-related protein Rab-14. Gene Ontology annotation, biological process: endocytic recycling; Golgi to endosome transport; phagosome maturation. Gene Ontology annotation, molecular function: GTP binding; GTPase activity. Gene Ontology annotation, cellular component: Golgi apparatus; recycling endosome; trans-Golgi network. Bases 139 to 780 code for a protein of 213 amino acids. NCBI's taxonomy places the organism in Eukaryota, Metazoa, Arthropoda, Insecta, Lepidoptera, Tortricidae. The record is from RefSeq and is a predicted model, not a curated record. The transcript has 5 exons.
GUCAAGUGUUGAGUGAUGACGUUUCUUUGAGGCAGUGGUGAAAACAUCGAUUUAUAAAAAAUAGAAAAUUACGGCAAUUACCAAAGGAAGUCUUUGUUUUAAUUAUUGACACUUUCUUUUAAUAAUUGAAAAAUCAAGAUGACAUCAGGACCGUACAAUUAUUCUUAUAUAUUCAAAUAUAUAAUAAUUGGAGAUAUGGGAGUUGGCAAAUCAUGCCUGUUGCAUCAGUUCACAGAGAAAAAAUUUAUGGCCGACUGCCCUCAUACAAUUGGUGUUGAGUUUGGCACCCGGAUAAUUGAAGUAGCGGGACAAAAAAUCAAAUUACAGAUUUGGGACACAGCUGGACAAGAGAGGUUCAGAGCUGUCACUCGCUCUUAUUACAGAGGAGCUGCGGGGGCACUCAUGGUGUAUGAUAUAACGAGAAGGUCCACUUACAAUCAUUUGAGCAGCUGGUUAACCGACACACGUAAUUUGACCAACCCGAGCACUGUGAUAUUCUUGAUCGGCAAUAAGUCCGACUUGGACGGUCAGAGAGACGUAACAUACGAGGAAGCCAAACAAUUUGCUGAUGAAAAUGGCCUGAUGUUUGUAGAAGCAAGUGCCAAAACUGGCCAGAACGUAGAGGAGGCAUUCUUGGAGACCGCUAAAAAGAUAUAUCAGAGUAUUCAAGACGGCAGGCUGGACUUGAACGCCGCGGAGUCGGGCGUGCAGCACAAGCCCGCGUCGCCGGGCCGCCCGCUGGCCGCGCCGCCCGCCGCCAAGGACAACUGCGCCUGCUAACUGGCCAACAGCGACUGGGUACUGGGUCAGAAACGUCCGGGAACACCGGCCUCUUUUCUGCGGACAUUGCGAAAGUUAACGGUUUGCGUACCUACAUUUUUUCUAAGACAUUCACCAUACAAAUUUUAAAAAGUAGGUUUUACGAUGCCUAUAAUGUAAACUACUAAAAUUAGGCUUUCAAGUCUGUUUAUUUUAUGAUAUCUACAGGAAAGACGCUUAACCUCGACUCAUACUAAAAAAGUUUUUGACCCGUGUACUCGUGACACGACCACGGCCAGCGGCCCGGAGGCCGGAACCCACUCUCCGACCAUCCCGACAAAUCGACUUCUCUUUAUGAAACGUCAGAAAAUCUUAAGGCGCCACUAGAAACAAAAAUCAAACCUCCGCUUUCUAAAAGUUUUAGCUAAUAUAUAGUCAGGGAAUGCGUAAAGUAUGCGACCAUGUAUUUUUGUGAAAUGAAUUUCAAAUUGGCUAACCUAUUUUUAAAGAUUAGUGAGAUAAGUGAGCAAUCCGUUCAACAAGUUCAUUUCAAAAGGAAAGAUUGUGGUAGAAUAGUAGUUUCGGUUUUUGUAUGGGAGUGGCGGUUCUGUUCUAGUAUUAUGUAAUAUGUGUCACGAUCACGAGUGGCAGCCAGCAGGUACAUCUCCACACAUCAGUGUGCACUAAUGCUUUUGGGAUGUCAUACUUUAAUCGAUAAGUUAACUAGAGUAUUUAAAAUAAUAAUAUAUAAGAUCUUAAAUAAGAGUAUUACCGAGUCCCAUUCUGUUUCUACUUAUUUACAUUCCAAAUCAAUCACUGGUUCAUGGUGCAUUACUUUAGAACAAAAGGGGUUUUCAUAUUUUUUCAUUCAUCCGAAGCCAGAGGGCAAAGCUGUCAGAAAGGGAUUCGUAUACAUAAGUUGGUCAUUUUUACCCAUUUUUAAUUAUUGUGUGUUGUAUUAAUAUGUUUAUUGAACCAUGUAUAUGAACAGAAGUAAGAAACACAAAUGAUUAAACAUAACAUUGUUUAUUUUGAAUGUCAGUUAUCUUACCGAGUUAACAAAAAGUAGCGAAUCGUGUUAUUUAUCCGAACCAAAAUCAUAAUAUUCAUGAAAUUGUUUAAGGCUGAGAGAUGGCUAAAAUGAAUGGCAUGUUGUAUCUCAUGAAAAGUUAUUGCGGUAUUAAGUGGAAGAUUAAUUGUUAUGGCAAAACAAAAUUAUUACAAUAUUUAUGUUACAACUGGAUGUUAUACAGCUAAGAAAACUUCACUGUUAAGGUUCCUCUUCUCCGGCGAAAGAUAUGGGGAUCUACCACGAACAACGAAAUUCUAAGUUCUCUAUCACUUUUGCGAUGCAGGAGUGACAGAAAUAGAUAUACAGAAACUUCGAAUUUCAAAGUCCGCGGUAGACUACUAGGGCGGAAUAGUACGCAUUACGAUACAAGUGCGAAAAUUAAGAAAUUAUCUAUACAACAUAUGGCCCGUUAAAUUUUCGACAUAGGCACGUAAAAUGCUGAUUACCGCACUAGUGCAGUAAUGUAUCUCAUAUAUAUAUGUACUGUAAAAUUUCAUACGAUCGGCGAGAAAAAUACUGACUGCCUAUGUUAUUUUCAUCACUGAAUAAAUUUCUACGAAGAAGCGUCUAGCUCCGCCUCGCCCUCUAGAAGGAAAUGUAUCAUUUAACCAUUUUUUUUAUUUUAUAUUCACAAAUGUACAUUUAAUAACUUGAAAGAUGCAUGAAAAUUAUCACAAAUAUUUUAGAUAACGAUAGAUUUCUAAUCGAAUUACAAAGUACCAAACACACGUGUGUGUAAGUUGAGGUACUACUAGUACUAGCCAAUACUUUCAAAAAAUAAAGUACAUAAGUACCUAUGCGGUAUGCGGACUGCAUAAACCUAUUAUGUUAUGUAUAGGCUAGGUAUUGUGAACCAUGUAUAUUGAUUAUUUUCAAAUCCGUUACAGGAUAAAUUAUCCGAAAUCUAAAAAUGCGUUAUAUCCAUAAUUACAUCAGAAAAAUCCAUUGCUUAAUUAUAGUACCUAAUAAGUUGCAAAAUAAAAAUACCAAGAUAAAAUGAAAAAAAAAUUGGUCACAAUUUGUAAAAAGAACCAUUUCAGAUGCUGAAUUUAGAAAAAUGUCACGUUCCAAAAUUGCAUUUAAAAUAGUACGAUAGGGUGGUAUUCCAAUUUCUUUGCCCAAUGUCAUUGCGUCUCACUCUCUCAUUAAGCAAAAUGUGAGACGCAAUGCACAUUGGACAAAUAAAUUGUAUAGGUGGAAUGCCACUCUUAUAUCCAUGGCACAUGUAGCCGGUCUUUGGUCAAACAACUUUCUCAGUAGAAAAAGGUGCGAAAUUCAAAUUUUCUAUGGGAUGAUAACGCUUGGCGCCAACAUUUUUUAAAUUUGCCGCUUUUUUCUACUGACGGAAAUGGCUUGACAGACUAUAACAGUCUAAGUGGAAAUAGUUAGUUGUUGUGGUUGGUGGUGCAGUAUAUAAGUCAGAGUCAAUGGUCGCUUUUAUAAUUUUUCGUGGUCAUCCACAUCACUUUAAAAACCUAAAUGUAUCGAAUUGCAUGCAGUCGCUUCUACAAUUUCAUACAUGUAUGUUUCUUGCUUUAUUGUGGAGGUAAAACGUGUUAUGGAAAAAUUUACCCAUUAAAGAAAAGAAAGCAAAGGUUUCAUGUUAUUUUUCACCACACCAGCUGGUAAAGACCUUCUUGGUUGUUCAAUAACUAAUGAGAAAGUUACGUUUUAUUCACGACAGUGGCAAAGUAAAAAAAAAAUUCUACAUGUUCAUGUCAUCAACUGACGGUCUUUCUACCGCGACACAACCGGCUGAUUAUUAUUUUUAAUUCAUGACAGCAUCUAAACUAUCAUCUGACAAAGUAUCAGCCGGGAGGCGAUGACUGACAAUAUAUGCUCCGGGCCCGCGGUCUAUAAUGCAAAUUUUGAGUUGAGGUGUGGUAAAAAAAACUUUGUGUUUUCACUCGGUGGCAAAAUUUGUUUAACCCUCGUGCCUUGAAACCCUCGCAACGCAACGCUCAAGAUUCCACUUUUCGAACCCCGCGCUACGCUCGUGGUUCAAAUUUGGAAUCUUAUGCUUGCUCGGGUAUCAAUAUUGGCACGAGAGGUUAAGAGGCCGGUGUCGAUUUUAGUCGCAAAAAUGUAAAAUUGAUAGAUUUAGUCUGUGAAAUUGUAUACCUUUUGUUACCUAAUUGAAAUAACAAGUACUGGUUACUCUUAGCACGUCUUCUCAUCUUGCCAUUUUACAGAAUUUUUUUUUGAAAACAGACUCACUAAAUUAGUAAUGAUUUUUUUUCUUGACGGACGUGUGGGUAAACGCGCGUAAAGCACUGAUUUUGUCGCUCUUAUUUGUAAAUUUCGUAUAGUUUGGACUGCGAAAAAUGGUAAAUUUGUAUUACACAUAUUCUGUACUUGACCUUUAUCAGAUUACAUUUUUGUUAUAUGACUUAGAGUUCGAGGAAAUGAAAGUUAAACGAAUUCAAUUUUGUCCAGAAAUUACUUCAAAACAAGUGACCAUUUCUCUGAAAAUCAACUUAAUUUCAACGUAAUUUUGAUACUUAAACAAUCUACAACAUUUGCUGAAACUAUUCUUAUACAUCAAUUUGUAUAAUUUACCACCAUAAUUUUUUGAUGAAUUUUUAAAAACUGCCCCUUCUCUUCAUAUAUUACCGGUGACGCAUGCUCGCGACCUCAUUAUUAAAAGGCAAGAUGAGAAGACGUGCUAAUAGAAACCAAUACUUGUUAUUUAGAUAUUACGUAACAAAACUUGUAUAAUUUCAACGACUAAAUCUAUCAAUUUUACAUUUUUGCUCCAACAUCGACACCGGCCUCUUAAACAACAACUUUGCCCCCCUGUAAAACAAAUAACUAUUGAAUAGUCACGUUUUAGAUUUAUGUACUCUAGUGGUUUUUCGCCCUUUAAUAUGCACGUUUUUUUUUUCAACAAAAUGUUAUACACUAGUUAAUCAGUUAUUUUCGUCUAAUAUAAUAAAUUUCAUAGAUUAUUAGUAGUUUAGGUACUACUUACGACAUAAUUAUUAUGUGUAACUACGUGUUAAAUAAAUAUUAUUUGUACAGUGUA